AUGCAUCGGCACCACUGCGCCGAGGCUCUGUCCCGCGGUGAUCUUCCCGGCGCUGGCUACCGCAUCUAUGUGCGUGAGUGGAGGCUUGAAGCGCACGCCGACAACGAGGACCAGCUCCACCACGUUCGGCUCUGCUUGGAAGGCGUCCCGCUGCACGGCUGGAACAACUACAUCGCCACCUUCCUCAUCGGCCGUGGCUGCUCUCUCGACUACAUCGAGCCACGUUCCCUUCGCAAGGAGGACACGAGGGACAUGGCGUUGUGGGCAUGGACGGCCGAUCCCAGUGCCAUCCCCAAGGUCAAAUGGCUAACGCUGCCGGCCCAUGGUCACCGCUGUCGGGGACAGCACGGCCUUCGUCAUUGCGUCAUCAUCCAUCUGGACCUCCACGAGGACCACUCCAAGGCCGGCGACGACGAUGACAACCCGCCGCCACCGGAAGUUCAUGAAUUCACCUGGUAUAGGAAGUUUGUCGAUGGCACGUACACCCCAAGGGAUCGCCGACCUGCGCAGGGGUGUACUGAGCGGCGCCCGGAUAGGCGCCAAGAUGACGGCGACCGCGACGGCCGGCGCGGGCGCGAUGGUGGCCAUGCUCGGGGGGGCUGGGGCGCCAAGGUGCGGCGCUCGCUCUCUCGCAACACUCGCGAGCGCCACCGCGAUGAUGGCCAGGACCGCACUAGGGACCGCUCGGGGGGGACACCGACGGGAGGGCAACACUGCUGUGCUUGCCCCCCUUGCAUGCCCCGGCUCUGCUGCAGUUCUGCGAGGCUCGGGAUCGGGUAG
This is a messenger RNA of Triticum dicoccoides, 780 nucleotides long. RefSeq lists its product as uncharacterized. Bases 1 to 780 code for a protein of 259 amino acids. NCBI's taxonomy places the organism in Eukaryota, Viridiplantae, Streptophyta, Magnoliopsida, Poales, Poaceae. The record is from RefSeq and is a predicted model, not a curated record. The transcript has a single exon.